AGCAGGAAGCUGCUGCCCCCUGCUGGCUGUGAGUUCAAACAACGACAGGUGGGAACACGUCCACGCGCGCACACACCCCAAAGUAAAGUGGGAGACAAGCGGAAGUGAGAGUUGAUCAGUCAACUGUGACCCCUUCAUGACCUCUGACCCACUUAAACGCGGCUCUGUGAUUGGCUGAACCACACACACAGGUAAACAUGGCAGUUCGUGCAGCCGCUAUGCUGCUGCUGCUUCUGCUGCUCGGACGCACCGCCAGUAUCGGAACCGGCUUCGGUUCCGAUACGGACUCAGAGCGCGGCAGGAUGCAGCUGCAGCGCGUGCAGAGCCUCACUGCCCACAGCAGAUACGGAGAAUGUUGGGCACGAGCUCUGGAACACUUGGACACGCGCUGCAAGGACAUGACGUCAGAGAGUCAGGGAAGGAUAGCGCUGGGGUUCACUUACUGUCACCUGAGCAGCUCUGGCAGGGAUUUCCCAUCAUGCUCUGAGGGGUCAGAGGUCAGCAGGUGUACAAGGGUGAUGGAUGCUGUGGCCUUCAACACUUACACAGAGUUCUUCACCCACACACACGCCAUCUGUCACUUCCUGCAGUCUGAGACCUGGCAGAACCGCGCUGAGACCACCAUGUACCGGUUGACAGAAAGUUCAGCAGGUGUUGCUGAGCAGCUUCAGUCCACCAGGCAGAUGGCUGAAGAGCUUAUUGAGGCCCAGAGUGCUGCCUUACAGGCACAACAGGAGAUCCUGACCAAUGGAGAAGAGCUGAGACUCACACUGAGAGACUCUACUGAGGGUCUGCGUACAGUCUUCUCUGAGCUCAGCUCUUCCUCCAGAGAGCAGCAGGUGGUGCUGUCUGAGCUCUUUAACAGAGUUUCUUUCCUGCACAGUUUCCUGUUGAUGGAGUCUCACAGUGUUAGCUCCUGCUGCUACAACGCUGCUGCUCUCUGCGCCGCCUUCCUGCUCACUGCCACACAGCGCUCAUCCAGAGCCAGGUAACCACACCCCCUACUCUCCAGUUCCAGGUAACGCCACUCCCUACAUUUCAGCGCAGGUAACACCGCCCCAUUGUCACCCGUGACAUGUAGCCCCACCCCCAGAUAUAGGCAACCCCGCCCUCAAACCAGUUCGUGUGGAGCUGUCAAUCAUUAUCUGUUCAUUAUUUGUCUCUCUCCCUUUCUGUGUGUGUGUGUGUGUGUCUCUCCCU
Solea senegalensis (Senegalese sole) is the source of this 1200-nucleotide messenger RNA. RefSeq lists its product as uncharacterized. The record is from RefSeq and is a predicted model, not a curated record. The transcript is spliced from 4 exons. NCBI's taxonomy places the organism in Eukaryota, Metazoa, Chordata, Actinopteri, Pleuronectiformes, Soleidae. The coding region runs from base 198 to 992 and encodes 264 amino acids.